Molecule: messenger RNA, 1068 nt
Organism: Cordyceps fumosorosea ARSEF 2679
Lineage: Eukaryota; Fungi; Ascomycota; Sordariomycetes; Hypocreales; Cordycipitaceae
Product: Tetrapyrrole biosynthesis, hydroxymethylbilane synthase
Exons: 1
Coding region: 1-1068 (355 amino acids)
Biological process (GO): heme biosynthetic process
Cellular component (GO): cytoplasm
Molecular function (GO): hydroxymethylbilane synthase activity
Source: RefSeq, a predicted model, not a curated record
AUGUCGGACUUGCAACCAGCCGCUGCCGACGACAACGUCAUCCGCGUCGGCACGCGCAAGUCGCCGCUCGCCAUGGCGCAGGCACACAUCGUCGUCGCCGCGCUGCAGGCCGCGCUGCCCACGCACCGCUUCCCCAUCGACAGCAUGACCACGACCGGCGACCGGGACCAGACGACCGCGCUGUACAACUUUGGCGGCAAGGGCCUGUGGACCACGCAGCUCGAGGACAAGCUCGUCGCCGACGAGGUCGACGUCGUCGUCCACUCGCUCAAGGACAUGCCCACCACGCUGCCCGACGGACUCGUCCUCGGGUGCGUCACCGAGCGCCACGACCCGCGCGACACGCUCGUCAUCAAGCAGUCCCUGGCCGACCGCCACGGCUGGCGCACGCUGGCCGACCUGCCGCCCGGCAGCGUCGUCGGCACCUCGAGCGUGCGCCGCAUCGCCCAGCUCGCCCGGCGCUACCCGCACCUCGCCUUCCGCGACCACCGCGGCAACAUCAACACGCGGCUGGCCAAGCUCGACGCCGAGGACUCGCCGCUGGCUGCCAUCAUCCUCGCCGCCGCCGGCCUGCAGCGCAUGGACUUUGGCCACCGCAUCUCCCAGUUCCUCGACGCCGACGGCGCCGGCGUCCUGCACGCCGUCGGCCAGGGCGCGCUCGGCGUGGAGUGCCGCGCCGGCGACGCGCGCGUGCUCGCGGCGCUCGCGAAGCUGAGGCACGAGCCCACGGCGCUGGCGUGCACCGCGGAGCGCAGCCUGAUGCGCGCGCUCGAGGGCGGCUGCAGCGUGCCCAUCGGCGUCGAGACGGCGUGGUUGGAGGGGGAGGAUGGCAGCCGCCGGCUGCGGAUGCGCGCUACGGUGGUGGCUGUCAAGGGCGACAAGGCGGUCGACGCGGACGAGACAGAGGUGGUGGCGAGUGAGGCCGAGGCGGACGAGUUUGGCAAACGGAUUGCGAGCGACCUCGUGGCGCGUGGCGCCGACGCGAUCCUCGACGCAAUCAACGCCGACAAGGCCGUGCAGGCAGAGCAAGCGGAGCAGGCCGCGCAAGCUGGGCAACCUUCUCAGUAG